This is a messenger RNA of Podarcis raffonei (Aeolian wall lizard), 2070 nucleotides long. It is a transcript of the gene CALN1, whose product is annotated as calneuron 1. The record is from RefSeq and is a predicted model, not a curated record. Gene Ontology annotation, molecular function: calcium ion binding. NCBI's taxonomy places the organism in Eukaryota, Metazoa, Chordata, Lepidosauria, Squamata, Lacertidae. The transcript is spliced from 6 exons. Bases 555 to 1211 code for a protein of 218 amino acids.
GGCGAGACGAGGCAGGAGGAGCUGGAAAGCGCGCACGCCGGGGGUGGGUGGGCUGUUUAGAACAGGAUUUCUUUCCCCCUUUCCAGGCUUCCACGGAAAGGAGCUUGUGCUGGGUGGCUGAGCUGCCGUUGGGCAAAGGUGCGUCGCCGCUCCCCCCCCCCAUCCCCACGGAAGCGGGUGGGGCCGGCGUCUGCCAUGGCCACCUGCUGGGUAGAUUUGUCCCGGAGCGCAGCGCGUUUGGGAUCGGCCGGGCACCUGUGGGGACCAGCUGGGCGCACCUGAGCUGCAGCGAGCUGUGCGCCCCCUCCCUCCCUCCCCUGCUGCUGUCCCUCGAAAAAGGGAGGUUUUAUGCGGAGGUUGCCGGAGACCCCCUGGGGGGCCGGCGCGGGUUCUCUUUCUUUCUCUCCCUCGGGUGAGAGAUCUGGGGCGGCGGAGAAAAGAAGGCAAGGAGAGACGCGGAGAAAGAGGGGGAAGCACGACGGAAGGGAGGACUGAGGAGGCGGCGGGAUCCAGACCUGUAGGAGCAGCAGAGCCGCCUGCCUGGAAGGGAGAAGAUGCCAUUCCACCAUGUCACGGCUGGGCUGUUGUACAAGGGGAACUAUCUGAACCGGUCACUCUCAGCUGGCAGUGACAGUGAGCAGUUGGCCAAUAUCUCAGUGGAGGAGUUGGACGAAAUCCGCGAAGCUUUCCGAGUACUGGACCGCGAUGGCAAUGGCUUCAUUUCCAAACAAGAGCUGGGGAUGGCGAUGCGCUCCUUGGGAUACAUGCCUAGCGAGGUGGAACUGGCAAUUAUCAUGCAGCGCCUUGACAUGGAUGGGGAUGGUCAAGUUGAUUUUGAUGAAUUCAUGACAAUCCUUGGACCAAAACUGGUGUCAUCAGAAGGACGGGAUGGUUUUCUGGGGAAUACAAUUGACAGCAUAUUCUGGCAGUUUGACAUGCAGCGGAUAACUCUGGAGGAGCUGAAACAUAUACUGUACCAUGCGUUCCAGGACCACUUAACAAUGAAAGAUAUUGAAAACAUCAUAAUCAACGAGGAAGAGAGCUUAAAUGAGAACUCUGGCAACUGUCAAACAGAAUUUGAAGUGCAUUCUCAAAAACAAAACCGACAGACUUGUGUACGGAAAAGCUUAAUAUGCGCUUUUGCUAUGGCCUUUAUUAUCAGUGUCAUGUUGAUUGCAGCCAACCAGAUCCUCCGAAGUGGCAUGGAGUAGCCAUAUAACACUGUGAAACAAAAAAACGAUCCACGCAUGCGCAUGCUGUCCGGUGAACUUUCUCCCUGAUCAACUUUAAAAACAAAUGGGAAAAAAGGAGGAGAGAUCGCAUGGGUGACGGAAUGGCGGAUGGAUAAGGACAGACGGUUCGAUAGAGAACCCCAGGCCAGCAGCGUACCUGUAAAUCAACUAUAUCCUCUUGGCAGGGACAUAAAAGGGCUGUCUUAAUGCUUUAAUGGUUUUUGUUUCCUAACGCAAUAAAAAACAACCCAGAAGAGCCCUGAAUUUUUAUUUUUGAUUUUUUGGCGUGGUGGCAGGAGAUCGGAAUGAGGAUUCACAUUCACCCAGCGGUAUUUUGUGGCCACCCAGAAAAUGCGACACCAACUGGAGACAGUUUUGCCGCUAGCUAUCUUACAGAAACUCUGAAGCAUAUCUAUAUCUAUAUCUAUAUAUUUCUAAUGGUUCAGCUUUCCCAGGAAAUUGAAAUCUAUACCACCAUAGUAAGCUUAAAAACCAUCCAUUUUUGCUUAUCUUCGUCUGACUUCAAUGGUUCUGUUUAACCCCACUGGCAUUGCGGGGGAUUGUACAGGGACAAUCAAAUGCAUAAUUAACAAAUUAUGCAGUCCGGAGGAUUUUGUUCAUUUGUUAAAUAUAAGACCGUGGCCCACCACCAUUUUGCUUCUUUUUAAAAUUAUUAUUGCACUCCCUGUGUCCACUGCCCUUUUUUUUUCCAUCAGGGUUUUUUUUAAAUCAGAUGCAGCACCCUGGAGAUUUAAGGCCAAUGCAAAGUCUUCCUACCACAUUUUGAAACAGUGCUGUGAUAGGCGCCUACUUCAUAAAUGGCUUCAUAUUUAAUGUA